AUUCUCGCACCUCCUCCGAAGAACUCUCAAUCCCUUAAAAAAUUCUACUAUUCUCAAGUCAAAUGCCCCAUAGAAUAGAAAAAGAACAAGCCUACCACAAUACUCUACCCAUUAUCUAGUUCAUAAGGAUCUUAAUCAUCAAGUGAUAGCCCUAUUGUGCAUCAGAGUGAUCCAAACAAGCUAAAACACUGACACCAAAGGGAACAAGUGAACUAGUAGCUCCACGUUAGAGGAUCUAGAUCCUUUUCCUACCAUUAUAGUAUAUAUGGGAAUAUAGGAGCUCAUUAGUCUUAUGUCAUUUAUUGUAAUUUUACUAUUUUUAGUUCGGGGCUUCCAUGUAUGUCUGUAUAUGUUGAACUCUAAUUUGUGGAAUGCAUGCUAAAAUAGUUAAAGUCCUUCCCUGGUCCAUGCCUUUUAGAAACCUUACUAUUUUGUCCUUUUGAAGUUGCGUUUUUUCUCUCAAUAGCUGUAAACUUAGAAGCGACUGUUUACAAGUUGGUUUGAUUUGUGGUUUGAUCCUUGUAGUUUCGGCCUUAUUGGAUUUCUUACCUCGUCUGCUUAUUGGACGUCUAUCGGCUUGUGCUCUCUAGUUUCGGUUUCCGUUUUGGAGCUGGUUUGUUAGGUUUUAAGUGUUUGUUUUUUGAUGUCUUCUCCUCUUUGUGUCUCAAUUGUAUUUCUUCUCCUUUCCUUUUUUCGCGGUUUCUCAUUCCUUUUGAAGGUUAUUGUUUCCUUGAGCAUUAGUCUAUUUUCAUUUUAUCAAUGAAAAGUUAUGUUUCCUUUUAAUAAAAGAAGCCUUAACAUGGAUAUAUGAUCCAAAAUAAGUUAGAAAUUGGGUGUUAUCCCCACUUGGUUGUAGAUUGUGUUAUCCCCACUUGGUUGUCGGAGUCCAUCAAGAAACCGAACUAUUUAUUGGUUUUCACUCUCGGCAAGGUUGUUUCUUGCACUCAACCUUUGGAACUCUUUUGUAUACUCUUCAAUGCUUCUUGACCCCUGUUUGCAAUAUUGGAAUUGGCUAUACAACAAUCUUUCAUGGUUAAGUGGAAGAAAUCUCUUCUUCAUGAGUUUAAGCAUUUUUGGCCAGCUUUGAAUUGGAGGUUUUCCAUACAUUUUCCUAUUUGCUUGGAGUUGAUUCCACCAUGCGGAUGCUCCACUUUUUAGUUUAAAGGACACAAGUUUUACCUUUCGAUCCUCGGGGGUGCCCAUGUAGUCAUAAAAACUUUCUACCUCCUUCAUCCAAUCGAAAGAACUUCAAUAUUCAUUCGUCCAUUAUAAGUAGGGAGGUCAAUUUUCAUUUUGUAUUUAGAAUCUUGUCUCCACAGAGGUCCUCUUUGCAUUCCCCUAUACUCGGGCCAAUAUUGUUCUAAAUCUUGAUCAUUCUCUUGAACCCCAAAAACAUAAAAAAAUAAAUGCUCUCUCCUCUCUCCUCUCUCCCCUUUCACCUCUCCUCUUCCCUCCCUCCGGCACCCUAUUCUAACCUAACUCCCCGCCCUCUUUCCAUCUCCGACCAAGCUUUGCCUAUUCCCCCCAACCUCAACCCUCACCUCCAACCCUCGGCUCAUCUAUCUCUCAUGGCCCAUCUAUCGACCCUCCCCUCCAAGCCUAACUUAGCCGUCGAAGUUAUCAACUGUAAAAUUAAGGACAGCCACUUCUGUACCCUCAUCCAAGCUGGUUCAGUAAUCAUAGAAGAUGUGGAAGCCAAAAAGCAAAUUUUCUUGUCAAAAUCACAGCUACUUUGGUUUGUGGAGAACAUCUCGACCCUUUCGAAACUUCCAACAUCUAGCUUCUUUGUCAAAAGCGGGCAAGACGCUUCUGGUGUAACCAAGAUUUCUAAAAUCAGAAGCUACUCAAACUGGUUUUUAAGAUGUGUAGUGUGGCCUGCAGUUAGAGGACGAUUAUUCUUCACGUUCCAUCAGGAACUCUUAAUUCAGGUUGGUAUUCCUUCCUUACCUUGUUAAAUUAUGCUUUAUCCCUCUUUGAAGUUGAACAGAUGACAAAAAACCUUCACUCAGUCCCAAUCUCCUAUGCAGACAUAGUAAGGGGAAGAAUGAUUAAGUCUGUUUUUCCAGAAAAACAGAGUCCCCUGCCCCCUCAGAACACCAAAAAAACAGAACAAAUCUAAUUUUUGGGUUCAAAAUCAUCAGGAUGCCCUCAAAGAAGAUUUCAGCAAACUGUGGAUAGUCAGCUGUUUUUGUGAAUUCAAUGAAUGGAAGGAAGUCUCAGAGGUACUAAGACAGUGGUCUAAGUCUAAAAUUCUCAUCAAUCCUCUUUCAGCUGAAUCAGCCCUAUUAAAGCUGGAAAAGGGGAAUUUGGAAGACUUGAUUGAACAUCUAGGUGUGUGGCAAAGAAUAGGACAUCUUCACCUCAAGAUUGAAAGGUGGAACACCAAAUUACACAGCCGGCCAAGGGUAGUUAAAGGAUAUGGAGGUUGGAUUUCAAUUAAAAAUCUACCAUUAGAAUUUUGGUGCAAGCAAAUAUUUGAAGCAAUUGGUGCUUAUUUUGGUGGAUUAGAAGCAAUUGCCAUAGAAACUUUAAACCUCUUAAAUGUGGCAGAAGCUAGAAUUCAAGUUAAGGAAAAUUUAUGUGGGUUUAUACCAGCAACUCUAGAAAUUUCAGAUGAAAACAGGGGAAGCAUCUUCCUUCAUUUUGGUGAUAUUGAAUUUUUAAACCCUCCUAAGAAGGCCAAGAGGCUUUUUAAUGUAAAGAAUCUCUCAAAUCCGGUAGACAAGGCUAGAUUUAAUCAAGUAUUGAUAGAUGAAGGAUUAUGUGAUUCAAAUGAGGGUGAGCAAUGGUCCUUCCUCAAGACAGCAGUCAAUCACUUGAACUUUUCUAGAAAUCCCCUAUUUUCAAAGGGAAUUUUGUCCCAAACGGCGAUGAAAGAUGUUAAACAAUCGGAAAAGGAGAGUCAAGAACCUUCCCCAUUAAAAAAGUUGACUCCGGUGACUUUUUAGAUAGAUGGAGGAGUAGUCAGCCCGUCAGAAGCUAUUAUUGGUGAAGUUCAAUCUGGAUCUUCCCCUAACCGUCGGUUUAGUGUGAACAACAAGAAAGAGAAAGAAGUGGAGUCAUUAAGAGGAGAGAAGGAGUAUCAUUUAUUGAAGAGAGAAGCUAUAGUAAAUCCAACUCAUUCCAAAGGAAGUCCAACGGUUUCUACACUACCAAUGGCCCCUUUAAUCCCUUCUCUCGAAAUACCAACGGCCUCCGAUUCAAAUUUAUCCUUUGAGGAAGUCCAACAGUCUAUUUCAUUAAACCAAGGAGAUUUUUUAUUAAUGGACAAACAAAAAGCCCAUCUGAAGGAUGCAGCCCCUCCGUGUGAUGAUUUUUUGGUUUCCAAGCUGUCAGUUGAUCUUCCAGCCCAUACAGAAGGCCAAUCGUCACGUUCUGCCUUUCCCUUUCACACCUACAAAUCAUUGAGAAAAGAUUCAUUAGGUGGCUUUUCCUCUCCUCCUACCUUACCUGGAAUUAACCUAAAAAAUACAAGCAAGGUUUCCAUCUUAAAACCUUUUCGAAAACACUUCAUAAGAAAGAAAAUUUCCUUCCAAAAUGGCUGGACUUCCCUGUUGAAUGUAGACAUUUUAGAAAGCUGUUGCAUCAAGGUUCAAUUACCUUCCGACUCCUCUUCCAGGUCAGUAUCUCAUCCCUGCUCCUUCUCCUUCCAAGAUUUCAAAGUCCUAGACUCACAAGUAGCCUUUAUAAGAGGCUUAUCCAACCCCCCAACGGAAUUUUCCAAAGGCUAUGACUCAGAUGAAGACUCCCUUCUCAACAUUAGCAGUGAGGAGAAUGGCAGCCUAGUCCAUGACUUCCUCCAAGAAGAAGAGUACCUUGAUUAUGAGCAGCAACAAGACUUGCACUGUUUGUUCCAACCUGAAGAAAAUCUCAACACAGUUAGUUUCAUCCAUUCUUGCAUUAAGCCCAUUGAAAAAGAAGAUAUUCCAAGCAACCUGAUUACAUUGAUAGAGGAUAGUGGAUUGAUUUUGGGUUAAUUACAAGAACUCAAUAUGAAAAUCAUUUAUUGGAAUACUAGAGGUUUGAAUGAUGCCUCCAAAAGAUUGGCAGUAAGAAGAAAUGUCAGAAAAGUCAAUCCGGACUUGUUCAUGAUCCAAGAAACCAAGAAAAAGUCUUUUGACAGCAGAUUCAUAAAAGAAAUUUGGAGUUCCAAAGAUAUAGGGUAGGAGUAUGUGGAAGCACAAGGUCAUUCAGGAGGCUUGUUAACCAUGUGGGACGAAAGUAAGAUCACUGUGACAGAAGUUCUUAAGGGAGGCUACCUUUUAUCAAUUAAAUGCACUUCAUUAUGCAAGAAGACAGUUUGGGUCACAAAUGUUUAUGGCCCUUCGGAUUACAAAGAAAGAAAGCACAUUUGGCCGGAAUUAUAUUCACUUUCAGGGUAUUGUUGUGGGUCUUGGUGCAUUGGAGGAGAUUUCAAUAUCACUAGAAGGAUUCAAAAAAGAAAUCCAACAGGGAGAUUAACAAAAGGGAUGAAGAAGUUUAAUAAAUUUAUUGAUUCAACAAAAUUAUUGGAAAUCUCCCUUGGAAAUGGCCAAUUUACUUGGUCAAGAGAUGGUCCUCCAGCUUCUUCACUUCUUGAUAGAUUUCUGGUAUCAAAUACUUGGGAUGAUAUCUUUGCAAAUACUAGAGUAGUAAGAAUGGCAAGAACAUGUUCAGACUAUUUUCCAAUCCUUCUUGAAGCCGGUUCUUUUGAAUGGGAGCCAUCUCCCUUCUGAUUUUGUAAUAGUUGGUUAUCCAUAGUAGAAAGCUGUAAAAUUGUUAAAGACACUUUGUCAGUGGAUGAUCAGUGAGGUUGGGCUGGAUUUGUCAUCUCUAUAAAGUUAAGAAAAGUUAAAACAACCCUUAAAGCUUGGCAUGUAGAGUUUGAGAAAGCAAGAAAAUCAAAUGAGGAAGUGCUAUUAAGAAAAUUAGAGGAAAUUGAUCAACAAGUAGAAGCUUAUGGCUUAAUAGAUUCAAACAGAAGUUUGAGAAAUGUGUUGAUGGCUGAACUUUUUUCCCAUUAUAGAAUAGAUGAAAGAAAUCUAAAACAAAAAAGCAAGCUGAAUUGGCUAAGUUUAGGGGAUGAAAAUACAAAAUUUUUUCAUAGAUUUCUGGAUGAAAAAAAAGAAGGAAUCUGAUUUAUGAGCUCAUAAAUGAUCAAGGAGUAGCAGCCAAUUCUUUCAAAGAGAUUGAAGACCUCAUCUUAGAUUUCUACUCCACUUUAUAUACCAAAUUUCCAGGUCAAAGAACAGUGCCACUCAACCUGAAAUGGUCCAAAGUUUCCACUGCUGAUAAUGGAAAGUUGACAACAAGGUUCUCUUUAGUAGAGAUCAAAUUUUCCCUAAAUCCGUUAGGUAAAAACAAGGCCCCUGGACCGGAUGGUUUUACAGCUGAAUUCCUUCUCAAAUUUUGGGAUUUCUUCAAGGAUAAAUAUCUAGAUCUUUUUGAAGACUUCUACAAUAAUGGAAAGUUAAAUUCAUGCAUAAAAGAAAACUUCAUCAGCCUUAUCCAGAAGAAAAAGGAUGCUACUCGGGUACGUGAUUUCAGGCCAAUAAGCCUAACCACUUUGUCUUACAAAUUAAUAGCUAAAGUGUUAGCGGAAAGGCUGAAAAAAGUAAUGCCAUGUAUAAUAGAGGCUUCUCAAAAUGCUUUUAUCGAAGGAAGACAAAUUUUAGACCCCAUUCUUAUUGCAAAUGAAGUGGUUGAAGACUACCAUUCCAAGGGAAAAAAAGGGUGGAUUCUAAAACUUGAUUUAGAAAAGGCCUUCGCAGGGUGGGUUGGGAGUUUCUUCAAAAAAAUUCUGGUUGAGAAGAAUUUUGACUCAAGAUGGAUUAUGUGGAUGAUGGGCUGUAUUUCUAACACAAAAUUUUCAAUCUUCAUAAAUGGAAGACCUCGUGGCAGAAUUCAAGCUUCAAGAGGAAUAAGGAUGACUAUGGAACCUGGGAAGAUGACAUGGCUGAUGAAGUUUCUUCUAAGGAGGCUUCUCAAGCAAGGUCCUAUGAUGUUAUUGCGGAAGAGUAUUAUGCUGCACGGUUGGAAGCUGCAAAAGCGAAGGAAGAAGGGGACAAGAAAAGACAAGAGACUGCAGGCAACAUCAUUCGCAAGCUUAAGCAGGAGUUGUUUGCUCAAGGGAGACCCACUAAAGAUUCCCAAGGCUGUUCUUCAUCAAUUAUGUCAGAGAGAAGGAUGGGAUGCACCAAAAUUUAAUAAAAUUCACAGAAAAGAAAACAGAUUUUUCUAUGCUGUCAAUGUGUUGCGUAAAGCAAGUGGGAGAGGUAAAAACCGAAAAGCUGGAGGUCUUAUCACUCUUCAGUUUCCCAAUGAGGAUGAAAUUUUUGAAUCUGCAGAGGAUGCCCAGAAUAAGGUGGCAGCUUUUGCUCUUUGUCACUUGUUUCCUGAUCUUCCUGUUCAUCUUGCACUUGUUGAGCCUUAUGCCUCUCUUGUUAUGCAGUGGAAGGCAGGGGAAUCAAUUAGCAAAGUUGAUGAUGAAGAGAAGGAUCGAAGGGCUAGUUUUGUUGAUUCUUUGCUUGAUGCUUCCAAUUUUGGUUCUGCUUCUAAAACUCUUGUUGGGAAGGUUGAACAGCUCAAUAUUGAGGAUGAUAAGAAGCAACCUGUUCUUGAUCUUAAUUCACAUUCAUUCAUGGAAAGAUUAAACCAUAACCCACAAAACGAGAGUUCUCAUUUGAGACGGGAACAUGAGAAUAAAAUGAAAACUAAAAAAUAUCAGGAGAUGUUGAAAAACAGGAAUGCGCUUCCCAUUGCUUCAUUAAGAGGUGAUAUAUUGCGUCUGCUGAAGGAGAAUAAUGUUCUUGUUGUUUGCGGGGAUACAGGUUCUGGAAAGACAACUCAGGUUCCACAAUUUAUAUUGGAUGAGAUGAUUGAAUCGGGAUGUGGUGGACAGUGCAACAUAGUAUGCACACAACCAAGAAGAAUAGCGGCUAUUUCGGUUGCGGAAAGAGUUUCUGAUGAACGUUGCGAGCCUGCCCCGGGUUCAAAUGGCUCUUUGAUUGGUUAUCAUGUUCGUUUAGAUAGUGCAAGGAAUGAAAAUACAAAACUACUAUUCUGUACGACGGGGAUUCUUCUAAGACAAAUUGUGGGAGAUGAAACUUUAACUGGUGUCACUCAUAUUAUCGUUGAUGAAGUACAUGAACGGUCUCUGCUGGGCGAUUUUCUCUUAGUUGUUUUGAAGAAUCUGAUUAAGAAACGUUCUGUUGAAAGUUCAUCUCCCCUGAAGGUUAUUCUUAUGUCUGCGACAGUAGAUUCAAACCUUUUCUCGGGGUACUUUGGUAACUGCCCUGUAAUCACUGCAGAGGGUAGGACGCAUCCUGUGACCACAUACUUUCUUGAAGAUAUAUAUGAAAGUACUGGGUACCACCUUGCUUCAGACUCCCCUGCUGCCAUAAGAUAUGAAGUAUCAAGCGGCAAAAAGAGCGCUCCAGUCAAUUCUCGAAGAGGAAAGAAAAACCUCAUAUUAUCUGGAUGGGGUGAUGAUGCUUUGCUUUCUGAAGCCUGUACAAAUCCUCACUACAAUUCAGAUUGUUAUCAAUCAUACAGUGAGUUAACACACAAAAAUCUGGAAAGAUUAAACGAACAUGUUAUUGAUUAUGAUCUUCUUGAAGAUUUAGUGAUUCAUGUGGAUAAAGCUUUUGAUGAGGGAGCCAUACUCGUUUUCCUGCCAGGAGUGUCAGAAAUUCACUUGUUGUAUGAUAGGUUAGCUGCUUCAUACCAAUUUGGUGGACAGGCUUCUGAUUGGAUUCUUCCUUUGCAUUCAUCCAUCGCAUCUACUGAUCAGAAAAAGGUGUUUUUACGGCCUCCUUAUGGCAUCCGCAAGGUUAUAAUAGCCACGAAUAUUGCAGAGACCAGUAUUACGAUUGAUGAUGUGGUUUAUGUGAUAGACAGUGGAAGGCAUAAAGAAAACCGUUACAAUCCUCAGAAGAAAUUAUCAAGCAUGGUUGAGGAUUGGAUUUCUCAAGCAAAUGCUAGGCAGCGGCGAGGAAGAGCUGGACGUGUGAGACCUGGUACUUGCUUUUGUUUGUACACACGUCACAGAUAUGAAAACCUCAUGCGCCCUUUUCAGGUCCCUGAGAUGCAUCGGAUGCCCUUAGUGGAGUUAUGUUUACAGAUUAAAUUACUUUCUCUAGGUUAUAUAAGGCCGUUUUUAUCAAAGGCUUUGGAACCUCCUAGAGAAGAGGCUAUGGCAUCAGCAAUAUCAUCAUUAUAUGAGGUGGGGGCUCUUGAAGGCAAUGAAGAAUUGACUCCUCUUGGACAACAUUUAGCAAAAUUACCUGUUGACGUAUUGAUUGGGAAGAUGAUGCUAUAUGGUGGAAUUUUUGGUUGCUUGUCUUCCAUCCUCUCAAUUUCAGCAUUUCUGAGCUACAAAUCUCCAUUUGUUUAUCCAAAAGAUGAGAAGCAGAAUGUUGAACGAGCUAAAUUGGCUCUUUUGACUGAUGAUGGACAUGGUUUGGGUGAGUCAUGUGGCAAUGACAAGCAAUCUGACCACCUGAUUAUGGUGACUGCAUACAAGAAAUGGGAAAAAAUUUUGCAUCAGAAAGGAGCUAGGGCUGCACAGCAGUUCUGCAGAUCAUAUUUCUUGAGCAGUUCGGUGAUGUACAUGAUAAGGGACAUGAGGGUACAGUUUGGGACAUUGUUAGCAGACACCGGGCUUGUGGAUCUUCCUAAAAAAUCUUGUUUUGAUAGAAUAAGGAAGGAGGACCUUGAUGGCUGGUUUUCAGAUUCAUCCCAACCGUUCAAUGUAAAUUCAGAUCAUCCGUCAAUUGUAAAGGCAGUAUUAUGUGCAGGACUAUAUCCCAAUAUAGCUGCUGGUGAGGAAGGAAUUAGUGAAGCAGCUCUUAGUAGCCUUGGGCGAUCCUCUGGUCCUGCUACCACAGCUCGUCCGGUGUUGUAUGAUGGUAGAAGAGAAGUAUAUAUACACCCUUCUUCUGUCAACAGUAAUCUAAAAGCAUUUCAGUAUCCCUUCCAUGCUUUCCUUGAAAAGGUAGAAACCAAUAAAGUCUUUAUCCGAGAUACCUCUGUUGUUUCUCCCUACUCCAUCUUAUUAUUUGGUGGGUCCAUUAAUAUUCAGCAUCAGAGUGGAAUCGUCAUUAUAGACGGAUGGUUGAAAUUGACUGCCCCGGCGCAAAUUGCUGUACUCUUUAAAGAACUUAGAUUGACUCUCCAUUCUAUUCUGAAGGAACUAAUUAAAAAACCAGAGACUAAUAUUAUUAUCAAGAACGAGGUUCUGAAGUCUAUAGUUCGUUUGUUGUUAGAAGAAGACAAGUCCCUUACAUAGCGCAGUCAUGGUAAAGAGUAAUUCGGAUGAUGAUAACUGAACAGAGAUGAAUGGUUCCAUGCUGAAAUGGACUUUCUCCCUUCAAAUUUUGCUGUUCAAAUCUAAUGGAUGGCUUGAUGAGGAAGAUGAGAAACCACACUUAUUUAUAGGGUUGGUCAUCAUUUGCUUUCCAUUGGGUACCCUUAUUUAUUAUGUUGGCUAAGAAAUUUAUUGGAAGUUAAAAUAGUAAUACAUAAUAAUAAUUGGAAAUGUUGUCUAGUGAGAAGCAAGUAAGACAAGCAUCGGCCCUAUGCCUCUACCAAAUAUUCUAGGGUGUUUAGGAGGACUGUAUGAAAAAAAUGUAAAAUAAUAUAUCAUUUUCUCAAAUGCUGACUGUUUAUGGGUUAAAUUACUAUAAGUAUUAUUAUCUA
This is a messenger RNA of Benincasa hispida (wax gourd), 9678 nucleotides long. NCBI's taxonomy places the organism in Eukaryota, Viridiplantae, Streptophyta, Magnoliopsida, Cucurbitales, Cucurbitaceae. The record is from RefSeq and is a predicted model, not a curated record.